AUGGAUCAUGUGCGAAUAGGCGUGAACUUAGGCCCCAUUAAUCCUGUUGAUGACCAAGGAACAAAAGUGGUAGAUCUAUCGGGUACGGGCGAGCCCCACUCACGAGUCCAUGUGGGACCACUUGGAGUGCUUUUGUGUCCCAGUCGAGGUGUAGAGGCUGAUAAGGUAACUAAUGAAGCUGUAGAGGGUAAUGAGGGGGCUGGUAAGCAGGUUAAUAAUAAGGGUAAACAGCCUGAGGUUGAGGAUGCAUCAUUCACUAACAGUUUUAACUAUGAUUUCGAUAAUGCUGAUUUCACAAAUGAUUUUCCUAUACAAGGACAUGAUCAUCAAGAUAAUCUGGUUGACAAACAAAAUGAACAGGCUGACAAACAAAAUGAAGAGGGUUGUGAGGUUGAGAAUGCUGAGGGUGGUGAGGCUGAGAAUGAUAAAGACGGUGAGGCUGAGUCUGAUGAUUCAUCUAAGGAUGAUGACUCAGAUGAUAGUGAGUUUAUAAAAGGGUUAGAUAAUAUGGAUGAGGUUGAGUAUGACAUCAUAGAUUUCAAUGCAAAUGUUGACAUGGGUGACUAUCUUUGA
Molecule: messenger RNA, 573 nt
Organism: Helianthus annuus (common sunflower)
Lineage: Eukaryota; Viridiplantae; Streptophyta; Magnoliopsida; Asterales; Asteraceae
Exons: 2
Coding region: 1-573 (190 amino acids)
Source: RefSeq, a predicted model, not a curated record